CUUAAGAAAAUCACGGAAAAUCGAAAUGACCAUUGCGUUUGAUACAAUGUGGGGCGUUAUGCUGGCUUUGAAAGAAAGCAGUAAGGAACUGCCAAACUCUAUGCCUCUGGAGCAGAAUGUGAAAAGGUUCCUUGGAAAUGCCCGAAUAACGAAAACCAUAGAACUCAAAUUACGUAAUGUCAGCUUUGAAGGACUCACGGGACCUGUUUCAUUUACUAAGAAUGAGGAAAGAAGUGGAAUCGUAAUAAUAAGGCAAUAUCAAGCCGAUAGAACGGCGCUGGUUCCCAUUGGUGAGUACCAUAUUAUACAAGAUAAAUUCGUGGUAUAUGAUGAAUUCAAGGACACUUUGUGGAAAGAUAAUCAUCAACCUAUGGAUCACUCACAGAGGGAACUAGAGUUCAUGAAGAUUCAAGUGCCAUUGAUAGCAGCUAUGUGGGGGUUUGCAGCUAUUGGAAUAGCCUGUUCAUCAGGUUUUUUGUGUUUCAACAUAGGAAACCGUAAAAAGAGUGUUAUUAAGAUGUCCUCACCAAACCUCAAUAGCAUCAUCGUUAUGGGUUGCAUGUUGUGUUACGCCGCUGUGAUUUUGAUUGGACUCGAUGUGAGGUUCCUGUACGUGGAGGAAUACACCUUCGUUUGUAAUGCCCGAAGUGCAGUGUUGUGCAUUGGAUACUCUCUCUCAUUUGGCGCAAUGUUCAGCAAAACCUGGAGAGUUCACAAAAUAUUCACGGCAGGGUUAAGUCGUGACAAAAUGGCAAUCAAGGAUAGCCAUCUGCUAGUUACUAUAGCUGCAUUGCUGAUGAUCGAUGUGGUGUUUUUGUCCUUCUGGAUUUUAACAGAUCCGCUCCAAGCUAAAAUACUAACGUUUGAAGAGAGGGCCAGCCUGGAAAACCACAUUGUUACUAUCCCAGCGUUGUAUCAAUGUACUUGCAGAUACAAGACGUAUUUCCUUGCGUUCGUGUUUACCUAUAAAGGCUUGUUAUUGUUAUUUGGUAUUUUUCUUGCCUGGGAGACACGCAAUGUUGCUAUUCCUGCUCUGAACGACUCCAAGUACAUCGGGAUGUCAGUUUAUAACGUGUUCGUUUUGUCCAUUAUUGGUGCGUCUGUGUCUCUGGCUUUUCAAGGAUCUGUGCACCACGAGGCUCCAUAUGCCAUUUUAUCAAUAUGCCUUAUCAUGAGUACAUCUGUCACUUUGCUUCUGGUGUUUGUGCCCAAGAUUUACCAGUUCCGCACUAAGGUAAAUGAAGCGACCCAAAGCAUCCGUGUCCGUGAAUUGAUGGAGGGGCAGAUUUUUAAUUCUAUUUGUAGAGCAACACAAACAGACCUCGGCGUAUCAGAACUUAAAGCUGAAGCAAAUGAAGCCUUUUCCUCGUCAGAGGAAAUACCUCAAGAAGCGUCGGACGAAAAAAAUGGCUGUGGCGUUCAACCUGUAAAGUUGAUAUCAGAAACGUCAACGGGCCAAAAGGAUAAGGCUGCAAAGACUCCUGGGCCAGUCACAAGUCAGCACUGAAUUUAAAAGGCAAAAGGUUUCAUUCCACGUGGAAGCCUUUCCUCUUUUUUCCCCAUUAUUUCGACUAUAAACUCUUUUUCAUUUAU
Messenger RNA from Pocillopora verrucosa, 1593 nucleotides. Its product is annotated as gamma-aminobutyric acid type B receptor subunit 2-like. Gene Ontology annotation, molecular function: G protein-coupled GABA receptor activity. Gene Ontology annotation, cellular component: G protein-coupled receptor heterodimeric complex; membrane. The record is from RefSeq and is a predicted model, not a curated record. Gene Ontology annotation, biological process: gamma-aminobutyric acid signaling pathway; G protein-coupled receptor signaling pathway. NCBI's taxonomy places the organism in Eukaryota, Metazoa, Cnidaria, Anthozoa, Scleractinia, Pocilloporidae.